This is a messenger RNA of Dermacentor andersoni, 654 nucleotides long. NCBI's taxonomy places the organism in Eukaryota, Metazoa, Arthropoda, Arachnida, Ixodida, Ixodidae. The record is from RefSeq and is a predicted model, not a curated record.
AUGACGGAGCGUUGGACGUACACGCUGACCGGCUUCGGCGAGUUCCUCGAAAUGCGUCGCGUCUCGUUCUCCGAGCCGAUGCCGGCCGCCCGCCUCUGCGGCGUCUGCGGCCUGCUGCCUUGCCGCACCGUGCGGCUGCCGUGCGGCCACGUCUUCUGCGAGUCGUGCAAGGCCCAGAUAGGGCGAGGCGACAGCUGCCCCUUCGGCGGGAAGAAGUUCGCCGACUCCGAGGUUCACUCGAUGAGCGUCGAGCGCAGCGACCUCGAGCAAAGCCGCAUUGUGUGCACGGCCGGCCCCCAGGUGUGCGGCUUCGCCGGCAAACUGUGCGAGCUCGGAGAUCACCUGACCAAGUGCGGUGGUGGAGAGACCAGGUGCGGCAAGUGCCAGCGAUCCGUGUUUCGCGGUCUCGCCGUGGAUCACUAUCGGAAGUGCACCGGUACGCCGGUUGCGGCGAAUGCCGAAAUUGUCGCCAAGGGACUCGAAGAUGUUGCCAAGACGGACGUGGAAACCCCGCGGGAACUGAUGCUGGGCAAAGGCGUCGACCUGGAAGCCAUGUACAGCUCCCUCAUCAACGCUUUGGCCGAGAGGGUGGCCAGUCUCGAACGUCGGGUGCUCGAAUUGGUGAACAAGUACAGCAGCGACCCAGAGCCAUAG